AUGACGCCUGGUAGCCGAAUGCUGAUGGUCAUUCUGUUGUGCCAAGUGCUGCUCGGCGGUGCCAACCGUGCCAGCCUGAUACCCACCGAGCCUGGGAAGAAGAAGGUGCCCGGGGACCCGCAGCAGCAGCAGCAGCGCGGGCAGGAGAGCAGGGGCAGGGACGGCGGCCCGGCGGCCCCGCGGCGCCCCUUCCCCAGCCAUGAACUCUUGCGCGGGUUCGAGGCCACCCUGCUCCAGAUGUUCGGCCUCCGCCGCCGGCCGCAGCCCGGCCCGGCCGCCGUCAUCCCCUCGUACAUGCUGGACCUCUAUCGCCUGCAGUCCGGGGAGGAGGAGGAAGCGCUGCACGACCGCGGCCUCCAGUACCCGGAGAAAUCCACCAGCCGCGCCAACACCGUGAGGAGCUUCCACCACGAAGGUUCGUGA
This is a messenger RNA of Varanus komodoensis (Komodo dragon), 423 nucleotides long. It is a transcript of the gene BMP4, whose product is annotated as bone morphogenetic protein 4. NCBI's taxonomy places the organism in Eukaryota, Metazoa, Chordata, Lepidosauria, Squamata, Varanidae. The coding region runs from base 1 to 423 and encodes 140 amino acids. The record is from RefSeq and is a predicted model, not a curated record. The transcript has a single exon.